This is a messenger RNA of Caenorhabditis auriculariae, 25346 nucleotides long. The record is from the annotation of a GenBank genome assembly. NCBI's taxonomy places the organism in Eukaryota, Metazoa, Nematoda, Chromadorea, Rhabditida, Rhabditidae.
AUGGUCGAAGACCGCGAACGACGGCAGCGCGCGAAAAAACGCGUAUAUAAGGAGCACCUCGGCCGAUAUCCACAGCUCCUCUCGAAUGUGGGACCUCUCCUCUCUUCUUGCCGUCGCUUCCACUGCCUUCAGCCGCACGUCUUCUGUGAAACGAUUUCCGCUAAACGCCUUCUGAAAGAGGACUACUGCUGGACGCUGUUCAAAGUAAGUUGAACAAAUCUGUAAAUUUAUCUACUUUUUUUUUUCAUUUUCAGGCGAAUCAGCAGAAAACGGCCUGCACCUGAAGCCACUUCUUCAAAACAAAAAAAGAUGCCUUUUUUACGUUGUCUAGGGUGAGUUGAUGGAAGUUGUGGAUUUAUCUGUGUUCUUUUGUUUUUCAGGCAAACAGGAGCGGAAGGCAUUCUUCUGGUGAUAAAAGCCUCCCUGCAAAGAAUCUAACUGACGCUUUCAUUCACAGGUCACUCGUCAACGUCGCCCUCGUCUUCUCAAGCGAUCGAUCGAGAAAGGAGGAACAACCGGAGAGGGGAUCUCGACACAGGUAUCAAAAACCCUCAGAAUUCAGAAUAACGUGGUCCUUUCAGUUCUUCGGGACUUCGUCGAUUCCUGGGGCGUUCGCUCGUAGGAGAAGCGGUGGUGCAGGUACUUUUGUCUUUUUUUAGUCAAUUCUGUUUCUACAGGUGUCAUAGGGUGGGCAGCGAACGGCCUGCACCAGAAGCCACUUCUCCGAAAAAGUCCUCCCACUUCACGUCGUCUAGGGUGAGUUGAUGGAAGUUCUGGAUUUAUCUGUGUUUUUCUGUUUUUCAGGCAAACAGGAGCGGAUGGCAUUUUUCUGGUGAUAAAAGCCGCCCUGCGAAGAUUCUAACUGACGUUCCCAUUCACAGGUCACUCGUCAACGUCGCCCUCGUCUUCUCAAGCGAUCGAUCGAGGAAGGAGGAACAACCGAAGAGGGGAUCUCGGCACAGGUAUCAAAAACCCUCAGAGUUCAGAAUAACGUGGUCCUUUCAGUUCUUCGGGACUGCGUCGAUUCCUGGGCGUUCGCUCGUAGGAGAAGCGGUGGUGCCGGUACUUUUGUCUUUUCUGAAGUCAAUUCUAAUUUUUUCCACAGGUGUCAUAGGGUGGGCAGCGAACGGCCUGCACCAGAAGCCACUUCUCCGAAAAUGAAGCCCACUACCCGUCGUCUAGGGCGAGUUGAUGGAAGUUGUGGAUUUAUCUGUGUUCUUUUGUUUUUCAGGCAAACAGGAGCGGAUGGCAUUCUUCUGGUGAUAAAAGCCUCCCUGCAAAGAUUCUAACUGACGCUUUCAUUCACAGGUCACUCGUCAACGUCGCCCUCGUCAUCUCAAGCGAUCGAUCGAGAAAGGAGGAACAACCGAAGAGGGGAUCUCGACACAGGUAUCAAAAACCCUCAGAGUUCAGAAUAACGUUGUCUUUCCAGUUCUUCGGGACUUCGUCGAUUCCUGGGGCGUUCGCUCGUAGGAGAAGCGGUGGUGCAGGUACUUUUGUCUUUUCUGAAAUCAAUUCUAAUUUUUUCCACAGGUGUCAUAGGGUGGGCAGCGAACGGCCUGCACCAGAAGCCACUUCUCCGAAAAAGUCCUCCCACUUCACGUCGUCUAUGGUGAGUUGAUGGAAGUUCUAGAUUUAUCUGUGUUCUUUAGUUUUUCAGGCAAACAGGAGCGGAUGGCAUUCUUCUGGUGAUAAAAAUCGCCUUCUGAAGAAUCUAACUGACGUUUCCAUUCACAGGUCACUCGUCAACGUCGCCCUCGUCUUCUCCAGCGAUCGAUCGAGGAAGGAGGAACAACCGAAGAGGGGAUCUCGACACAGGUAUCAAAAACCCUCAGAGUUCAGAAUAACGUGGUCCUUUCAGUUCUUCGGGACUUCGUCGAUUCCUGGGGCGUUCGCUCGUAGGAGAAGCGGUGGUGCAGGUACUUUUGUCUUUUUUUAGUCAAUUCUAACUGUUUCUACAGGUGUCAUAGGGUGGGCAGCGAACGGCCUGCACCAGAAGCCACUUCUCCGAAAAUGAAGCCCACUACCCGUCGUCUAGGGUGAGUUGAUGGAAGUUCUGGAUUUAUCUGUGUUCUUUAGUAUUCAGGCAAACAGGAGCGGAUGGCAUUCUUCUGGUGAUAAAAAUCGCCUUCUGAAGAAUCUAACUGACGUUUCCAUUCACAGGUCACUCGUCAACGUCGCCCUCGUCUUCUCCAGCGAUCGAUCGAGGAAGGAGGAACAACCGGAGAGGGGAUCUCGACACAGGUAUCAAAAACCCUCAGAGUUCAGAAUAACGUGGUCCUUUCAGUUCUUCGGGACUUCGUCGAUUCCUGGGGCGUUCGCUCGUAGGAGAAGCGGUGGUGCAGGUACUUUUGUCUUUUUUUAGUCAAUUCUAACUGUUUCUACAGUUGUCAUAGGGUGGGCAGCGAACGGCCUGCACCAGAAGCCACUUCUCCGAAAAAAAGUCCUCCCACUUCACGUCGUCUAUGGUGAGUUGAUGGAAGUUCUAGAUUUAUCUGUGUUCUUUAGUUUUUCAGGCAAACAUGAGCGGAUGGCAUUCUUCUGGUGAUAAAAAUCGCCUUCUGAAGAAUCUAACUGACGUUUCCAUUCACAGGUCACUCGUCAACGUCGCCCUCGUCUUCUCCAGCGAUCGAUCGAGGAAGGAGGAACAACCGGAGAGGGGAUCUCGACACAGGUAUCAAAAACCCUCAGAGUUCAGAAUAACGUGGUCCUUUCAGUUCAUCGGGACUUCGUCGAUUCCUGGGGCGUUCGCUCGUAGGAGAAGCGGUGGUGCAGGUACUUUUGUCUUUUUUUAGUCAAUUCUAACUGUUUCUACAGGUGUCAUAGGGUGGGCAGCGAACGGCCUGCACCAGAAGCCACUUCUCCGAAAAUGAAGCCCACUACCCGUCGUCUAGGGUGAGUUGAUGGAAGUUCUGGAUUUAUCUGUGUUCUUUAGUAUUCAGGCAAACAGGAGCGGAUGGCAUUCUUCUGGUGAUAAAAAUCGCCUUCUGAAGAAUCUAACUGACGUUUCCAUUCACAGGUCACUCGUCAACGUCGCCCUCGUCUUCUCCAGCGAUCGAUCGAGGAAGGAGGAACAACAGGAGAGGGGAUCUCGACACAGGUAUCAAAAAAACCCUCAGAGUUCAGAAUAACGUGGUUCUUUCAGUUCUUCGGGGACUUCGUCGAUUCCUGGGGCGUUCGCUCGUAGGAGAAGCGGUGGUGCAGGUACUUUUUGUCUUUUUUUAGUCAAUUCUAACUGUUUCUACAGUUGUCAUAGGGUGGGCAGCGAACGGCCUGCACCAGAAGCCACUUCUCCGAAAAAAAGUCCUCCCACUUCACGUCGUCUAUGGUGAGUUGAUGGAAGUUCUAGAUUUAUCUGUGUUCUUUAGUUUUUCAGGCAAACAUGAGCGGAUGGCAUUCUUCUGGUGAUAAAAAUCGCCUUCUGAAGAAUCUAACUGACGUUUCCAUUCACAGGUCACUCGUCAACGUCGCCCUCGUCUUCUCCAGCGAUCGAUCGAGGAAGGAGGAACAACAGGAGAGGGGAUCUCGACACAGGUAUCAAAAACCCUCAGAGUUCAGAAUAACGUGGUUCUUUCAGUUCUUCGGGACUUCGUCGAUUCCUGGGGCGUUCGCUCGUAGGAGAAGCGGUGGUGCAGGUACUUUUGUCUUUUUUUAGUCAAUUCUAACUGUUUCUACAGGUGUCAUAGGGUGGGCAGCGAACGGCCUGCACCAGAAGCCACUUCUCCGAAAAAGUCCUCCCACUUCACGUCGUCUAUGGUGAGUUGAUGGAAGUUCUAGAUUUAUCUGUGUUCUUCAGUUUUUCAGGCAAACAUGAGCGGAUGGCAUUCUUCUGGUGAUAAAAAUCGCCUUCUGAAGAAUCUAACUGACGUUUCCAUUCACAGGUCACUCGUCAACGUCGCCCUCGUCUUCUCCAGCGAUCGAUCGAGGAAGGAGGAACAACCGGAGAGGGGAUCUCGACACAGGUAUCAAAAACCCUCAGAGUUCAGAAUAACGUGGUCCUUUCAGUUCAUCGGGACUUCGUCGAUUCCUGGGGCGUUCGCUCGUAGGAGAAGCGGUGGUGCAGGUACUUUUGUCUUUUUUUAGUCAAUUCUAACUGUUUCUACAGGUGUCAUAGGGUGGGCAGCGAACGGCCUGCACCAGAAGCCACUUCUCCGAAAAUGAAGCCCACUACCCGUCGUCUAGGGUGAGUUGAUGGAAGUUCUGGAUUUAUCUGUGUUCUUUAGUAUUCAGGCAAACAGGAGCGGAUGGCAUUCUUCUGGUGAUAAAAAUCGCCUUCUGAAGAAUCUAACUGACGUUUCCAUUCACAGGUCACUCGUCAACGUCGCCCUCGUCUUCUCCAGCGAUCGAUCGAGGAAGGAGGAACAACCGGAGAGGGGAUCUCGACACAGGUAUCAAAAAAACCCUCAGAGUUCAGAAUAACGUGGUCCUUUCAGUUCUUCGGGACUUCGUCGAUUCCUGGGGCGUUCGCUCGUAGGAGAAGCGGUGGUGCAGGUACUUUUUGUCUUUUUUUAGUCAAUUCUGUUUCUACAGGUGUCAUAGGGUGGGCAGCGAACGGCCUGCACCAGAAGCCACUUCUCCGAAAAAAAGUCCUCCCACUUCACGUCGUCUAUGGUGAGUUGAUGGAAGUUCUAGAUUUAUCUGUGUUCUUUAGUUUUUUUCAGGCAAACAUGAGCGGAUGGCAUUCUUCUGGUGAUAAAAAAAUCGCCUUCUGAAGAAUCUAACUGACGUUUCCAUUCACAGGUCACUCGUCAACGUCGCCCUCGUCUUCUCCAGCGAUCGAUCGAGGAAGGAGGAACAACCGGAGAGGGGAUCUCGACACAGGUAUCAAAAAAACCCUCAGAGUUCAGAAUAACGUGGUCCUUUCAGUUCUUCGGGGACUUCGUCGAUUCCUGGGGCGUUCGCUCGUAGGAGAAGCGGUGGUGCAGGUACUUUUUGUCUUUUUUUAGUCAAUUCUAACUGUUUCUACAGGUGUCAUAGGAUGGGCAGCGAACGGCCUGCACCAGAAGCCACUUCUCCGAAAAAAAGUCCUCCCACUUCACGUCGUCUAUGGUGAGUUGAUGGAAGUUCUAGAUUUAUCUGUGUUCUUUAGUUUUUUUCAGGCAAACAUGAGCGGAUGGCAUUCUUCUGGUGAUAAAAAAAUCGCCUUCUGAAGAAUCUAACUGACGUUUCCAUUCACAGGUCACUCGUCAACGUCGCCCCUCGUCUUCUCCAGCGAUCGAUCGAGGAAGGAGGAACAACCGGAGAGGGGAUCUCGACACAGGUAUCAAAAACCCUCAGAGUUCAGAAUAACGUGGUCCUUUCAGUUCUUCGGGACUGCGUCGAUUCCUGUGGCGUUCGCUCGUAAGAGAAGCGGUGGUGCAGGUACUUUUGUCUUUUUUUAGUCAAUUCUAACUGUUUCUACAGGUGUCAUAGGGUGGGCAGCGAACGGCCUGCACCAGAAGCCACUUCUUCGAAAAAGUCCUCCCACUUCACGUCGUCUAGGGUGAGUUGAUGGAAGUUCUGGAUUUAUCUGUGUUCUUCUGUGUUUCAGGCAAACAGGAGCGGAUGGCAUUCUUCUAGUGAUAAAAACCGCCCUGCGAAGAUACUAACUGACGCUUUCUUUCACAGGUCACUCGUCAACGUCGCCCUCGUCUUCUCAAGCGAUCGAUCGAGGAAGGAGGAACAACCGAAGAGGGGAUCUCGACACAGGUAUCAAAAACCCUCAGAGUUCAGAAUAACGUGGUCCUUUCAGUUCUUCGGGACUUCGUCGAUUCCUGGGGCGUUCGCUCGUAAGAGAAGCGGUGGUGCAGGUACUUUUGUCUUUUUUUAGUCAAUUCUAACUGUUUCUACAGGUGUCAUAGGGUGGGCAGCGAACGGCCUGCACCAGAAGCCACUUCUUCGAAAAAGUCCUCCCACUUCACGUCGUCUAGGGUGAGUUGAUGGAAGUUCUGGAUUUAUCUGUGUUCUUCUGUGUUUCAGGCAAACAGGAGCGGAUGGCAUUCUUCUAGUGAUAAAAAAACCGCCUUCUGAAGAAUCUAACUGACGUUUCCAUUCACAGGUCACUCGUCAACGUCGCCCUCGUCUUCUCCAGCGAUCGAUCGAGGAAGGAGGAACAACCGGAGAGGGGAUCUCGACACAGGUAUCGAAAAACCCUCAGAAUUCAGAAUAACGUGGUCCUUUCAGUUCUUCGGGACUGCGUCGAUUCCUGGGGCGUUCGCUCGUAGGAGAAGCGGUGGUGCAGGUACUUUUGUCUUUUUUUAGUCAAUUCUAACUGUUUCUACAGGUGUCAUAGGGUGGGCAGCGAACGGCCUGCACCAGAAGCCACUUCUUCGAAAAAGUCCUCCCACUUCACGUCGUCUAGGGUGAGUUGAUGGAAGUUCUGGAUUCAUCUGUGUUCUUUUGUUUUUCAGGCAAACAGGAGCGGAUGGCAUUCUUCUGGUGAUAAAAGCCGCCCUGCGAAGAUACUAACUGACGCUUUCUUUCACAGGUCACUCGUCAACGUCGCCCUCGUCUUCUCCAGCGAUCGAUCGAGGAAGGAGGAACAACCGAAGAGGGGAUCUCGACACAGGUAUCACAAACCCUCAGAGUUCAGAAUAACGUGGUCCUUUCAGUUCUUCGGGACUUCGUCGAUUCCUGGGGCGUUCGCUCGUAGGAGAAGCGGUGGUGCAGGUACUUUUGUCUUUUUUUUUAGUCAAUUCUAACUGUUUCUACAGGUGUCAUAGGGUGGGCAGCGAACGGCCUGCACCAGAAGCCGCUUCUUCGAAAAAGUCCUCCCACUUCACGUCGUCUAGGGUGAGUUGAUGGAAGUUCUGGAUUCAUCUGUGUUCUUUUGUUUUUCAGGCAAACAGGAGCGGAUGGCAUUCUUCUGGUGAUAAAAAGCCGCCCUGCGAAGAUACUAACUGACGCUUUCUUUCACAGGUCACUCGUCAACGUCGCCCCUCGUCUUCUCAAGCGAUCGAUCGAGGAAGGAGGAACAACCGAAGAGGGGAUCUCGACACAGGUAUCAAAAACCCUCAGAGUUCAGAAUAACGUGGUCCUUUCAGUUCUUCGGGACUUCGUCGAUUCCUGGGGCGUUCGCUCGUAAGAGAAGCGGUGGUGCAGGUACUUUUGUCUUUUUUUAGUCAAUUCUAACUGUUUCUACAGGUGUCAUAGGGUGGGCAGCGAACGGCCUGCACCAGAAGCCACUUCUUCGAAAAAGUCCUCCCACUUCACGUCGUCUAGGGUGAGUUGAUGGAAGUUCUGGAUUUAUCUGUGUUCUUCUGUGUUUCAGGCAAACAGGAGCGGAUGGCAUUCUUCUAGUGAUAAAAACCGCCUUCUGAAGAAUCUAACUGACGUUUCCAUUCACAGGUCACUCGUCAACGUCGCCCUCGUCUUCUCCAGCGAUCGAUCGAGGAAGGAGGAACAACCGGAGAGGGGAUCUCGACACAGGUAUCGAAAACCCUCAGAAUUCAGAAUAACGUGGUCCUUUCAGUUCUUCGGGACUGCGUCGAUUCCUGGGGCGUUCGCUCGUAGGAGAAGCGGUGGUGCAGGUACUUUUUGUCUUUUUUUUAGUCAAUUCUAACUGUUUCUACAGGUGUCAUAGGGUGGGCAGCGAACGGCCUGCACCAGAAGCCACUUCUCCGAAAAAAAGUCCUCCCACUUCACGUCGUCUAUGGGUGAGUUGAUGGAAGUUCUGGAUUUAUCUGUGUUCUUUUAGUAUUCAGGCAAACAGGAGCGGAUGGCAUUCUUCUGGUGAUAAAAAAAUCGCCUUCUGAAGAAUCUAACUGACGUUUCCAUUCACAGGUCACUCGUCAACGUCGCCCUCGUCUUCUCCAGCGAUCGAUCGAGGAAGGAGGAACAACCGGAGAGGGGAUCUCGACACAGGUAUCGAAAAACCCUCAGAAUUCAGAAUAACGUGGUCCUUUCAGUUCUUCGGGACUGCGUCGAUUCCUGGGGCGUUCGCUCGUAGGAGAAGCGGUGGUGCAGGUACUUUUUGUCUUUUUUUAGUCAAUUCUAACUGUUUUCUACAGGUGUCAUAGGGUGGGCAGCGAACGGCCUGCACCAGAAGCCACUUCUCCGAAAAAAAGUCCUCCCACUUCACGUCGUCUAGGGUGAGUUGAUGGAAGUUCUGGAUUUAUCUGUGUUCUUUUAGUUUUUUUCAGGCAAACAGGAGCGGAUGGCAUUCUUCUGGUGAUAAAAAUCGCCUUCUGAAGAAUCUAACUGACGUUUCCAUUCACAGGUCACUCGUCAACGUCGCCCUCGUCUUCUCCAGCGAUCGAUCGAGGAAGGAGGAACAACCGGAGAGGGGAUCUCGACACAGGUAUCAAAAACCCUCAGAGUUCAGAAUAACGUGGUCCUUUCAGUUCUUCGGGACUGCGUCGAUUCCUGGGGCGUUCGCUCGUAGGAGAAGCGGUGGUGCAGGUACUUUUGUCUUUUUUUUUAGUCAAUUCUAACUGUUUCUACAGGUGUCAUAGGGUGGGCAGCGAACGGCCUGCACCAGAAGCCACUUCUCCGAAAAAGUCCUCCCACUUCACGUCGUCUAGGGUGAGUUGAUGGAAGUUCUGGAUUUAUCUGUGUUCUUUAGUUUUUCAGGCAAACAGGAGCGGAUGGCAUUCUUCUGGUGAUAAAAAUCGCCUUCUGAAGAAUCUAACUGACGUUUCCAUUCACAGGUCACUCGUCAACGUCGCCCUCGUCUUCUCCAGCGAUCGAUCGAGGAAGGAGGAACAACCGGAGAGGGGAUCUCGACACAGGUAUCGAAAACCCUCAGAAUUCAGAUUAACGUGGUCCUUUCAGUUCUUCGGGACUGCGUCGAUUCCUGGGGCGUUCGCUCGUAGGAGAAGCGGUGGUGCAGGUACUUUUGUCUUUUUUUUUAGGCAAUUCUAACUGUUUCUACAGGUGUCAUAGGGUGGGCAGCGAACGGCCUGCACCAGAAGCCACUUCUCCGAAAAAGUCCUCCCACUUCACGUCGUCUAUGGUGAGUUGAUGGAAGUUCUGGAUUUAUCUGUGUUCUUUAGUAUUCAGGCAAACAGGAGCGGAUGGCAUUCUUCUGGUGAUAAAAAUCGCCUUCUGAAGAAUCUAACUGACGUUUCCAUUCACAGGUCACUCGUCAACGUCGCCCUCGUCUUCUCCAGCGAUCGAUCGAGGAAGGAGGAACAACCGGAGAGGGGAUCUCGACACAGGUAUCGAAAAACCCUCAGAAUUCAGAAUAACGUGGUCCUUUCAGUUCUUCGGGACUGCGUCGAUUCCUGGGGCGUUCGCUCGUAGGAGAAGCGGUGGUGCAGGUACUUUUUGUCUUUUUUUAGUCAAUUCUAACUGUUUCUACAGGUGUCAUAGGGUGGGCAGCGAACGGCCUGCACCAGAAGCCACUUCUCCGAAAAAGUCCUCCCACUUCACGUCGUCUAUGGUGAGUUGAUGGAAGUUCUGGAUUUAUCUGUGUUCUUUAGUAUUCAGGCAAACAGGAGCGGAUGGCAUUCUUCUGGUGAUAAAAAUCGCCUUCUGAAGAAUCUAACUGACGUUUCCAUUCACAGGUCACUCGUCAACGUCGCCCUCGUCUUCUCCAGCGAUCGAUCGAGGAAGGAGGAACAACCGGAGAGGGGAUCUCGACACAGGUAUCGAAAACCCUCAGAAUUCAGAAUAACGUGGUCCUUUCAGUUCUUCGGGACUGCGUCGAUUCCUGGGGCGUUCGCUCGUAGGAGAAGCGGUGGUGCAGGUACUUUUUGUCUUUUUAGUCAAUUCUAACUGUUUCUACAGGUGUCAUAGGGUGGGCAGCGAACGGCCUGCACCAGAAGCCACUUCUCCGAAAAAAAGUCCUCCCACUUCACGUCGUCUAGGGUGAGUUGAUGGAAGUUCUGGAUUUAUCUGUGUUCUUUUAGUUUUUUUCAGGCAAACAGGAGCGGAUGGCAUUCUUCUGGUGAUAAAAAAAUCGCCUUCUGAAGAAUCUAACUGACGUUUCCAUUCACAGGUCACUCGUCAACGUCGCCCUCGUCUUCUCCAGCGAUCGAUCGAGGAAGGAGGAACAACCGGAGAGGGGAUCUCGACACAGGUAUCGAAAAACCCUCAGAAUUCAGAAUAACGUGGUCCUUUCAGUUCUUCGGGACUGCGUCGAUUCCUGGGGCGUUCGCUCGUAGGAGAAGCGGUGGUGCAGGUACUUUUUGUCUUUUUUUAGUCAAUUCUAACUGUUUCUACAGGUGUCAUAGGGUGGGCAGCGAACGGCCUGCACCAGAAGCCACUUCUCCGAAAAAAAGUCCUCCCACUUCACGUCGUCUAGGGUGAGUUGAUGGAAGUUCUGGAUUUAUCUGUGUUCUUUUAGUUUUUUUCAGGCAAACAGGAGCGGAUGGCAUUCUUCUGGUGAUAAAAAAAUCGCCUUCUGAAGAAUCUAACUGACGUUUCCAUUCACAGGUCACUCGUCAACGUCGCCCUCGUCUUCUCCAGCGAUCGAUCGAGGAAGGAGGAACAACCGGAGAGGGGAUCUCGACACAGGUAUCGAAAAACCCUCAGAAUUCAGAUUAACGUGGUCCUUUCAGUUCUUCGGGACUGCGUCGAUUCCUGGGGCGUUCGCUCGUAGGAGAAGCGGUGGUGCAGGUACUUUUUGUCUUUUUUUAGGCAAUUCUAACUGUUUCUACAGGUGUCAUAGGGUGGGCAGCGAACGGCCUGCACCAGAAGCCACUUCUCCGAAAAAAAGUCCUCCCACUUCACGUCGUCUAUGGUGAGUUGAUGGAAGUUCUGGAUUUAUCUGUGUUCUUUAGUAUUCAGGCAAACAGGAGCGGAUGGCAUUCUUCUGGUGAUAAAAAUCGCCUUCUGAAGAAUCUAACUGACGUUUCCAUUCACAGGUCACUCGUCAACGUCGCCCUCGUCUUCUCCAGCGAUCGAUCGAGGAAGGAGGAACAACCGGAGAGGGGAUCUCGACACAGGUAUCAAAAACCCUCAGAGUUCAGAAUAACGUGGUCCUUUCAGUUCUUCGGGACUUCGUCGAUUCCCGGGGCGUUCGCUCGUAGGAGAAGCGGUGGUGCAGGUACUUUUGUCUUUUUUUAGUCAAUUCUGUUUCUACAGGUGUCAUAGGGUGGGCAGCGAACGGCCUGCACCAGAAGCCACUUCUCCGAAAAAGUCCUCCCACUUCACGUCGUCUAUGGUGAGUUGAUGGAAGUUCUAGAUUUAUCUGUGUUCUUUAGUUUUUCAGGCAAACAUGAGCGGAUGGCAUUCUUCUGGUGAUAAAAAUCGCCUUCUGAAGAAUCUAACUGACGUUUCCAUUCACAGGUCACUCGUCAACGUCGCCCCUCGUCUUCUCCAGCGAUCGAUCGAGGAAGGAGGAACAACCGGAGAGGGGAUCUCGACACAGGUAUCGAAAAACCCUCAGAAUUCAGAAUAACGUGGUCCUUUCAGUUCUUCGGGACUGCGUCGAUUCCUGGGGCGUUCGCUCGUAGGAGAAGCGGUGGUGCAGGUACUUUUGUCUUUUUUUAGUCAAUUCUAACUGUUUCUACAGGUGUCAUAGGGUGGGCAGCGAACGGCCUGCACCAGAAGCCACUUCUCCGAAAAAGUCCUCCCACUUCACGUCGUCUAGGGUGAGUUGAUGGAAGUUCUGGAUUUAUCUGUGUUCUUUAGUUUUUCAGGCAAACAGGAGCGGAUGGCAUUCUUCUGGUGAUAAAAAUCGCCUUCUGAAGAAUCUAACUGACGUUUCCAUUCACAGGUCACUCGUCAACGUCGCCCUCGUCUUCUCCAGCGAUCGAUCGAGGAAGGAGGAACAACCGGAGAGGGGAUCUCGACACAGGUAUCGAAAACCCUCAGAAUUCAGAAUAACGUGGUCCUUUCAGUUCUUCGGGACUGCGUCGAUUCCUGGGGCGUUCGCUCGUAGGAGAAGCGGUGGUGCAGGUACUUUUGUCUUUUUUUUUAGUCAAUUCUAACUGUUUCUACAGGUGUCAUAGGGUGGGCAGCGAACGGCCUGCACCAGAAGCCACUUCUCCGAAAAAGUCCUCCCACUUCACGUCGUCUAGGGUGAGUUGAUGGAAGUUCUGGAUUUAUCUGUGUUCUUUUAGUUUUUCAGGCAAACAGGAGCGGAUGGCAUUCUUCUGGUGAUAAAAAAAUCGCCUUCUGAAGAAUCUAACUGACGUUUCCAUUCACAGGUCACUCGUCAACGUCGCCCCUCGUCUUCUCCAGCGAUCGAUCGAGGAAGGAGGAACAACCGGAGAGGGGAUCUCGACACAGGUAUCGAAAACCCUCAGAAUUCAGAAUAACGUGGUCCUUUCAGUUCUUCGGGACUGCGUCGAUUCCUGUGGCGUUCGCUCGUAGGAGAAGCGGUGGUGCAGAUACUUUUGUCUUUUUUUAGUCAAUUCUAACUGUUUCUACAGGUGUCAUAGGGUGGGCAGCGAACGGCCUGCACCAGAAGCCACUUCUUCGAAAAAGUCCUCCCACUUCACGUCGUCUAGGGUGAGUUGAUGGAAGUUCUGGAUUCAUCUGUGUUCUUUUGUUUUUCAGGCAAACAGGAGCGGAUGGCAUUCUUCUGGUGAUAAAAAUCGCCUUCUGAAGAAUCUAACUGACGUUUCCAUUCACAGGUCACUCGUCAACGUCGCCCUCGUCUUCUCCAGCGAUCGAUCGAGGAAGGAGGAACAACCGGAGAGGGGAUCUCGACACAGGUAUCAAAAAAACCCUCAGAGUUCAGAAUAACGUGGUCCUUUCAGUUCUUCGGGACUUCGUCGAUUCCCGGGGCGUUCGCUCGUAGGAGAAGCGGUGGUGCAGGUACUUUUGUCUUUUUAGUCAAUUCUGUUUCUACAGGUGUCAUAGGGUGGGCAGCGAACGGCCUGCACCAGAAGCCACUUCUCCGAAAAAAAGUCCUCCCACUUCACGUCGGCUAUGGUGAGUUGAUGGAAGUUCUAGAUUUAUCUGUGUUCUUUAGUUUUUUUCAGGCAAACAUGAGCGGAUGGCAUUCUUCUGGUGAUAAAAAAAUCGCCUUCUGAAGAAUCUAACUGACGUUUCCAUUCACAGGUCACUCGUCAACGUCGCCCUCGUCUUCUCCAGCGAUCGAUCGAGGAAGGAGGAACAACCGGAGAGGGGAUCUCGACACAGGUAUCGAAAACCCUCAGAAUUCAGAAUAACGUGGUCCUUUCAGUUCUUCGGGACUUCGUCGAUUCCCGGGGCGUUCGCUCGUAGGAGAAGCGGUGGUGCAGGUACUUUUGUCUUUUUUUAGUCAAUUCUGUUUCUACAGGUGUCAUAGGGUGGGCAGCGAACGGCCUGCACCAGAAGCCACUUCUCCGAAAAAAAGUCCUCCCACUUCACGUCGUCUAUGGUGAGUUGAUGGAAGUUCUGGAUUUAUCUGUGUUCUUUAGUUUUUCAGGCAAACAGGAGCGGAUGGCAUUCUUCUGGUGAUAAAAAUCGCCUUCUGAAGAAUCUAACUGACGUUUCCAUUCACAGGUCACUCGUCAACGUCGCCCUCGUCUUCUCCAGCGAUCGAUCGAGGAAGGAGGAACAACCGAAGAGGGGAUCUCGACACAGGUAUCAAAAACCCUCAGAGUUCAGAAUAACGUGGUCCUUUCAGUUCUUCGGGACUUCGUCGAUUCCUGGGGCGUUCGCUCGUAAGAGAAGCGGUGGUGCAGGUACUUUUGUCUUUUUUUAGUCAAUUCUAACUGUUUCUACAGGUGUCAUAGGGUGGGCAGUGAACGGCCUGCACCAGAAGCCAUUUCUUCGAAAAAGUCCUCCCACUUCACGUCGUCUAGGGUGAGUUGAUGGAAGUUCUGGAUUUAUCUGUGUUCUUCUGUGUUUCAGGCAAACAGGAGCGGAUGGCAUUCUUCUAGUGAUAAAAACCGCCUUCUGAAGAAUCUAACUGACGUUUCCAUUCACAGGUCACUCGUCAACGUCGCCCUCGUCUUCUCCAGCGAUCGAUCGAGGAAGGAGGAACAACCGGAGAGGGGAUCUCGACACAGGUAUCGAAAACCCUCAGAAUUCAGAAUAACGUGGUCCUUUCAGUUCUUCGGGACUGCGUCGAUUCCUGGGGCGUUCGCUCGUAGGAGAAGCGGUGGUGCAGGUACUUUUGUCUUUUUUUAGUCAAUUCUGUUUCUACAGGUGUCAUAGGGUGGGCAGCGAACGGCCUGCACCAGAAGCCACUUCUCCGAAAAAGUCCUCCCACUUCACGUCGUCUAUGGUGAGUUGAUGGAAGUUCUGGAUUUAUCUGUGUUCUUCUGUGUUUCAGGCAAACAGGAGCGGAUGGCAUUCUUCUAGUGAUAAAAAAACCGCCUUCUGAAGAAUCUAACUGACGUUUCCAUUCACAGGUCACUCGUCAACGUCGCCCUCGUCUUCUCCAGCGAUCGAUCGAGGAAGGAGGAACAACCGGAGAGGGGAUCUCGACACAGGUAUCGAAAAACCCUCAGAAUUCAGAAUAACGUGGUCUUUUUCAGUUCUUCGGGACUGCGUCGAUUCCUGGGGCGUUCGCUCGUAGGAGAAGCGGUGGUGCAGGUACUUUUUGUCUUUUUUUAGUCAAUUCUAACUGUUUCUACAGGUGUCAUAGGGUGGGCAGCGAACGGCCUGCACCAGAAGCCACUUCUCCGAAAAAGUCCUCCCACUUCACGUCGUCUAGGGUGAGUUGAUGGAAGUUCUGGAUUUAUCUGUGUUCUUUAGUUUUUUUCAGGCAAACAGGAGCGGAUGGCAUUCUUCUGGUGAUAAAAAAAUCGCCUUCUGAAGAAUCUAACUGACGUUUCCAUUCACAGGUCACUCGUCAACGUCGCCCUCGUCUUCUCCAGCGAUCGAUCGAGGAAGGAGGAACAACCGGAGAGGGAUCUCGACACAGGUAUCGAAAACCCUCAGAAUUCAGAAUAACGUGGUCCUUUCAGUUCUUCGGGACUGCGUCGAUUCCUGGGGCGUUCGCUCGUAGGAGAAGCGGUGGUGCAGGUACUUUUGUCUUUUUUUAGUCAAUUCUGUUUCUACAGGUGUCAUAGGGUGGGCAGCGAACGGCCUGCACCAGAAGCCACUUCUCCGAAAAAGUCCUCCCACUUCACGUCGUCUAUGGUGAGUUGAUGGAAGUUCUGGAUUUAUCUGUGUUCUUUAGUAUUCAGGCAAACAGGAGCGGAUGGCAUUCUUCUGGUGAUAAAAAUCGCCUUCUGAAGAAUCUAACUGACGUUUCCAUUCACAGGUCACUCGUCAACGUCGCCCUCGUCUUCUCCAGCGAUCGAUCGAGGAAGGAGGAACAACCGGAGAGGGAUCUCGACACAGGUAUCGAAAACCCUCAGAAUUCAGAAUAACGUGGUCCUUUCAGUUCUUCGGGACUGCGUCGAUUCCUGGGGCGUUCGCUCGUAGGAGAAGCGGUGGUGCAGGUACUUUUGUCUUUUUUUUUAGUCAAUUCUAACUGUUUCUACAGGUGUCAUAGGGUGGGCAGCGAACGGCCUGCACCAGAAGCCACUUCUCCGAAAAAGUCCUCCCACUUCACGUCGUCUAUGGUGAGUUGAUGGAAGUUCUGGAUUUAUCUGUGUUCUUCUGUGUUUCAGGCAAACAGGAGCGGAUGGCAUUCUUCUAGUGAUAAAAACCGCCUUCUGAAGAAUCUAACUGACGUUUCCAUUCACAGGUCACUCGUCAACGUCGCCCUCGUCUUCUCCAGCGAUCGAUCGAGGAAGGAGGAACAACCGGAGAGGGGAUCUCGACACAGGUAUCGAAAACCCUCAGAAUUCAGAAUAACGUGGUCCUUUCAGUUCUUCGGGACUGCGUCGAUUCCUGGGGCGUUCGCUCGUAGGAGAAGCGGUGGUGCAGGUACUUUUGUCUUUUUUUAGUCAAUUCUAACUGUUUCUACAGGUGUCAUAGGGUGGGCAGCGAACGGCCUGCACCAGAAGCCACUUCUCCGAAAAAAAGUCCUCCCACUUCACGUCGUCUAGGGUGAGUUGAUGGAAGUUCUGGAUUUAUCUGUGUUCUUUAGUUUUUUUCAGGCAAACAGGAGCGGAUGGCAUUCUUCUGGUGAUAAAAAAAUCGCCUUCUGAAGAAUCUAACUGACGUUUCCAUUCACAGGUCACUCGUCAACGUCGCCCCUCGUCUUCUCCAGCGAUCGAUCGAGGAAGGAGGAACAACCGGAGAGGGGAUCUCGACACAGGUAUCGAAAAACCCUCAGAAUUCAGAAUAACGUGGUCCUUUCAGUUCUUCGGGACUGCGUCGAUUCCUGGGGCGUUCGCUCGUAGGAGAAGCGGUGGUGCAGGUACUUUUGUCUUUUUUUUUAGUCAAUUCUAACUGUUUCUACAGGUGUCAUAGGGUGGGCAGCGAACGGCCUGCACCAGAAGCCACUUCUCCGAAAAAGUCCUCCCACUUCACGUCGUCUAUGGUGAGUUGAUGGAAGUUCUGGAUUUAUCUGUGUUCUUUAGUAUUCAGGCAAACAGGAGCGGAUGGCAUUCUUCUGGUGAUAAAAAUCGCCUUCUGAAGAAUCUAACUGACGUUUCCAUUCACAGGUCACUCGUCAACGUCGCCCUCGUCUUCUCAAGCGAUCGAUCGAGGAAGGAGGAACAACCGAAGAGGGGAUCUCGACACAGGUAUCAAAAACCCUCAGAGUUCAGAAUAACGUGGUCCUUUCAGUUCUUCGGGACUUCGUCGAUUCCUGGGGCGUUCGCUCGUAGGAGAAGCGGUGGUGCAGGUACUUUUGUCUUUUUUUAGUCAAUUCUGUUUCUACAGGUGUCAUAGGGUGGGCAGCGACCGGCCUGCACCAGAAGCCACUUCUCCGAAAAAGUCCUCCCACUUCACGUCGUCUAUGGUGAGUUGAUGGAAGUUCUAGAUUUAUCUGUGUUCUUUAGUUUUUCAGGCAAACAUGAGCGGAUGGCAUUCUUCUGGUGAUAAAAAUCGCCUUCUGAAGAAUCUAACUGACGUUUCCAUUCACAGGUCACUCGUCAACGUCGCCCUCGUCUUCUCCAGCGAUCGAUCGAGGAAGGAGGAACAACCGGAGAGGGGAUCUCGACACAGGUAUCGAAAACCCUCAGAAUUCAGAAUAACGUGGUCCUUUCAGUUCUUCGGGACUGCGUCGAUUCCUGUGGCGUUCGCUCGUAGGAGAAGCGGUGGUGCAGAUACUUUUGUCUUUUUUUUUAGUCAAUUCUAACUGUUUCUACAGGUGUCAUAGGGUGGGCAGCGAACGGCCUGCACCAGAAGCCACUUCUCCGAAAAAGUCCUCCCACUUCACGUCGUCUAUGGUGAGUUGAUGGAAGUUCUAGAUUUAUCUGUGUUCUUUAGUUUUUCAGGCAAACAUGAGCGGAUGGCAUUCUUCUGGUGAUAAAAAUCGCCUUCUGAAGAAUCUAACUGACGUUUCCAUUCACAGGUCACUCGUCAACGUCGCCCUCGUCUUCUCCAGCGAUCGAUCGAGGAAGGAGGAACAACCGGAGAGGGGAUCUCGACACAGGUAUCGAAAACCCUCAGAAUUCAGAAUAACGUGGUCCUUUCAGUUCUUCGGGACUUCGUCGAUUCCUGGGGCGUUCGCUCGUAGGAGAAGCGGUGGUGCAGGUACUUUUGUCUUUUUUUUAGUCAAUUCUAACUGUUUCUACAGGUGUCAUAGGAUGGGCAGCGAACGGCCUGCACCAGAAGCCACUUCUCCGAAAAAGUCCUCCCACUUCACGUCGUCUAUGGUGAGUUGAUGGAAGUUCUGGAUUUAUCUGUGUUCUUUAGUUUUUCAGGCAAACAGGAGCGGAUGGCAUUCUUCUGGUGAUAAAAAUCGCCUUCUGAAGAAUCUAACUGACGCUUUCUUUCACAGGUCACUCGUCAACGUCGCCCUCGUCUUCUCAAGCGAUCGAUCGAGGAAGGAGGAACAACCGAAGAGGGGAUCUCGACACAGGUAUCAAAAACCCUCAGAGUUCAGAAUAACGUGGUCCUUUCAGUUCUUCGGGACUUCGUCGAUUCCUGGGGCGUUCGCUCGUAAGAGAAGCGGUGGUGCAGAUACUUUUGUCUUUUUUUAGUCAAUUCUAACUGUUUCUACAGGUGUCAUAGGGUGGGCAGCGAACGGCCUGCACCAGAAGCCACUUCUUCGAAAAAGUCCUCCCACUUCACGUCGUCUAGGGUGAGUUGAUGGAAGUUCUGGAUUUAUCUGUGUUCUUCUGUGUUUCAGGCAAACAGGAGCGGAUGGCAUUCUUCUAGUGAUAAAAAAACCGCCUUCUGAAGAAUCUAACUGACGUUUCCAUUCACAGGUCACUCGUCAACGUCGCCCUCGUCUUCUCCAGCGAUCGAUCGAGGAAGGAGGAACAACCGAGAGGGGAUCUCGACACAGGUAUCGAAAAACCCUCAGAAUUCAGAAUAACGUGGUCCUUUCAGUUCUUCGGGACUGCGUCGAUUCCUGGGGCGUUCGCUCGUAGGAGAAGCGGUGGUGCAGGUACUUUUUGUCUUUUUAGUCAAUUCUAACUGUUUCUACAGGUGUCAUAGGGGUGGGCAGCGAACGGCCUGCACCAGAAGCCACUUCUCCGAAAAAGUCCUCCCACUUCACGUCGUCUAUGGUGAGUUGAUGGAAGUUCUGGAUUUAUCUGUGUUCUUUAGUUUUUCAGGCAAACAGGAGCGGAUGGCAUUCUUCUGGUGAUAAAAAUCGCCUUCUGAAGAAUCUAACUGACGUUUCCAUUCACAGGUCACUCGUCAACGUCGCCCUCGUCAUCUCCAGCGAUCGAUCGAGGAAGGAGGAACAACCGGAGAGGGGAUCUCCACACAGGUAUCAAAAACCCUCAGAGUUCAGAAUAACGUGGUCCUUUCAGUUCUUCGGGACUUGGUCGAUUCCUGGGGCGUUCGCUCGUAGAAGAAGCGGUGGUGCAGGUACUUUUGUCUUUUUUUAGUCAAUUCUAACUGUUUCUACAGGUGUCAUAGGGUGGGCAGCGAACGGCCUGCACCAGUAGCCACUUCUCCGAAAAAGUCCUCCCACUUCACGUCGUCUAUGGUGAGUUGAUGGAAGUUCUGGAUUUAUCUGUGUUCUUUAGUUUUUCAGGCAAACAGGAGCGGAUGGCAUUCUUCUGGUGAUAAAAAUCGCCUUCUGAAGAAUCUAACUGACGUUUCCAUUCACAGGUCACUCGUCAACGUCGCCCUCGUCUUCUCCAGCGAUCGAUCGAGGAAGGAGGAACAACCGAAGAGGGGAUCUCGACACAGGUAUCAAAAACCCUCAGAGUUCAGAAUAACGUGGUUCUUUCAGUUCUUCGGGACUUCGUCGAUUCCUGGGGCGUUCGCUCGUAGGAGAAGCGGUGGUGCAGGUACUUUUGUCUUUUUUUUGUCAAUUCUAACUGUUUCUACAGGUGUCAUAGGGUGGGCAGCGAACGGCCUGCACCAGAAGCCACUUCUUCGAAAAAGUCCUCCCACUUCACGUCGUCUAUGGUGAGUUGAUGGAAGUUCUGGAUUUAUCUGUGUUCUUUAGUUUUUUUCAGGCAAACAGGAGCGGAUGGCAUUCUUCUGGUGAUAAAAAUCGCCUUCUGAAGAAUCUAACUGACGUUUCCAUUCACAGGUCACUCGUCAACGUCGCCCUCGUCUUCUCCAGCGAUCGAUCGAGGAAGGAGGAACAACCGGAGAGGGGAUCUCGACACAGGUAUCGAAAAACCCUCAGAAUUCAGAAUAACGUGGUCCUUUCAGUUCUUCGGGACUGCGUCGAUUCCUGGGGCGUUCGCUCGUAGGAGAAGCGGUGGUGCAGGUAAUUUUAUCUUUUCUGAAGUCAACUUUGAAUGUUUCCACAGGUGCUAAAGGGUGGGCAGCGAACGGCCUGCACCAGAAGCCGCUUCUUCGAAAAAGUCCUCCCACUUCACGUCGUCUAGGGUGAGUUGAUGGAAGUUCUGGAUUUAUCUGUGGUCUUUUUGUUUUUUUCAGGCAAACAGGAGCGGAAGGCAUUCUUCUGGUGAUAAAAAGCCGCCCUGCGAAGAUUCUAACUGACGCUUUCUUUCACAGGUCACUCGUCAACGUCGCCCUCAUCUUCUCAAGCGAUCGAUCGAGGAAGGAGGAACAACCGAAGAGGGGAUCUCGACACAGGUAUCAAAAAAACCCUCAGAGUUCAGAAUAACGUGGUCCUCUCAGUUCUUCGGGGACUUCGUCGAUUCCUGGGGCGUUCGCUCGUAGGAGAAGCGGUGGUGCAGGUACUUUUGUCUUUUUUUAGUCAAUUCUGUUUCUACAGGUGUCAUAGGGUGGGCAGCGAACGGCCUGGACCAGAAGCCACUUCUCCGAAAAAGUCCUCCCACUUCACGUCGUCUAUGGUGAGUUGAUGGAAGUUCUGGAUUUAUCUGUGGUCUUUAGUUUUUCAGGCAAACAGGAGCGGAUGGCAUUCUUCUGGUGAUAAAAAUCGCCUUCUGAAGAAUCUAACUGACGUUUCCAUUCACAGGUCACUCGUCAACGUCGCCCUCGUCUUCUCCAGCGAUCGAUCGAGGAAGGAGGAACAACCGAGAGGGGAUCUCGACACAGGUAUCGAAAAACCCUCAGAAUUCAGAAUAACGUGGUCCUUUCAGUUCUUCGGGACUGCGUCGAUUCCUGUGGCGUUCGCUCGUAGGAGAAGCGGUGGUGCAGGUAAUUUUAUCUUUUCUGAAGUCAACUUUGAAUGUUUCCACAGGUGCUAAAGGGUGGGCAGCGAACGGCCUGCACCAGAAGCCGCUUCUUCGAAAAAGUCCUCCCACUUCACGUCGUCUAGGGUGAGUUGAUGGAAGUUCUGGAUUUAUCUGUGGUCUUUAGUUUUUCAGGCAAACAGGAGCGGAUGGCAUUCUUCUGGUGAUAAAAAUCGCCUUCUGAAGAAUCUAACUGACGUUUCCAUUCACAGGUCACUCGUCAACGUCGCCCUCGUCUUCUCCAGCGAUCGAUCGAGGAAGGAGGAACAACCGGAGAGGGGAUCUCGACACAGGUAUCGAAAACCCUCAGAAUUCAGAAUAACGUGGUCCUUUCAGUUCUUCGGGACUGCGUCGAUUCCUGUGGCGUUCGCUCGUAGGAGAAGCGGUGGUGCAGGUAAUUUUAUCUUUUCUGAAGUCAACUUUGAAUGUUUCCACAGGUGCUAAAGGGUGGGCAGCGAACGGCCUGCACCAGAAGCCGCUUCUUCGAAAAAGUCCUCCCACUUCACGUCGUCUAGGGUGAGUUGAUGGAAGUUCUGGAUUUAUCUGUGGUCUUUUGUUUUUCAGGCAAACAGGAGCGAAAGGCAUUCUUCUGGUGAUAAAAGCCGCCCUGCGAAGAUUCUAACUGACGCUUUCUUUCACAGGUCACUCGUCAACGUCGCCCUCAUCUUCUCAAGCGAUCGAUCGAGGAAGGAGGAACAACCGAAGAGGGGAUCUCGACACAGGUAUCAAAAACCCUCAGAGUUCAGAAUAACGUGGUCCUCUCAGUUCUUCGGGACUUCGUCGAUUCCUGGGGCGUUCGCUCGUAGGAGAAGCGGUGGUGCAGGUACUUUUUGUCUUUUUUUAGUCAAUUCUAACUGUUUCUACAGGUGUCAUAGGGUGGGCAGCGAACGGCCUGCACCAGAAGCCACUUCUUCGAAAAAGUCCUCCCACUUCACGUCGUCUAGGGUGAGUUGAUGGAAGUUCUGGAUUCAUCUGUGUUCUUUUUGUUCUUCAGGCAAACAGGAGCGGAUGGCAUUCUUCUGGUGAUAAAAAGCCGCCCUGCGAAGAUACUAACUGACGCUUCCAUUUGCAGGUCACUCGUCAACGUCGCCCUCGUCUUCUCGAGCGAUCGAUCGAGGAAGGAGGAACAACCGAAGAGGGGAUCUCGACACAGGUAUCAAAAAAACCCUCAGAAUUCAGAAUAACGUGGUCCUUUCAGUUCAUCGGGACUUCGUCGAUUCCUGGGGCGUUCGCUCGUAGGAGAAGCGGUGGUGCAGGUACUUUUGUCUUUUUUUAGUCAAUUCUAACUGUUUCUACAGGUGUCAUAGGGUGGGCAGCGAACGGCCUGCACCAGAAGCCACUUCUUCGAAAAAGUCCUCCCACUUCACGUCGUCUAGGGUGAGUUGAUGGAAGUUCUGGAUUUAUCUGUGUUCUUUUGUUUUUCAGGCAAACAGGAGCGGAUGGCAUUCUUCUGGUGAUAAAAACCGCCUUCUGAAGAAUCUAACUGACGUUUCCAUUCACAGGUCACUCGUCAACGUCGCCCUCGUCUUCUCCAGCGAUCGAUCGAGGAAGGAGGAACAACCGGAGAGGGGAUCUCGACACAGGUAUCAAAAACCCUCAGAGUUCAGAAUAACGUGGUCCUUUCAGUUCAUCGGGACUUCGUCGAUUCCUGGGGCGUUCGCUCGUAGGAGAAGCGGUGGUGCAGGUACUUUUGUCUUUUUUCAGUCAAUUCUAACUGUUUCUACAGGUGUCAUAGGGUGGGCAGCGAACGGCCUGCACCAGAAGCCACUUCUUCGAAAAAGUCCUCCCACUUCACGUCGUCUAGGGUGAGUUGAUGGAAGUUCUGGAUUUAUCUGUGUUCUUUUUGUUCUUCAGGCAAACAGGAGCGGAUGGCAUUCUUCUGGUGAUAAAAAAACCGCCUUCUGAAGAAUCUAACUGACGUUUCCAUUCACAGGUCACUCGUCAACGUCGCCCUCGUCUUCUCCAGCGAUCGAUCGAGGAAGGAGGAACAACCGAAGAGGGGAUCUCGACACAGGUAUCAAAAACCCUCAGAAUUCAGAAUAACGUGGUCCUUUCAGUUCAUCGGGACUUCGUCGAUUCCUGGGGCGUUCGCUCGUAGGAGAAGCGGUGGUGCAGGUACUUUUUGUCUUUUUUUAGUCAAUUCUAACUGUUUCUACAGGUGUCAUAGGGUGGGCAGCGAACGGCCUGCACCAGAAGCCACUUCUUCGAAAAAGUCCUCCCACUUCACGUCGUCUAGGGUGAGUUGAUGGAAGUUCUGGAUUCAUCUGUGUUCUUUUGUUCUUCAGGCAAACAGGAGCGGAUGGCAUUCUUCUGGUGAUAAAAGCCGCCCUGCGAAGAUACUAACUGACGCUUCCAUUUGCAGGUCACUCGUCAACGUCGCCCUCGUCUUCUCGAGCGAUCGAUCGAGGAAGGAGGAACAACCGAAGAGGGGAUCUCGACACAGGUAUCAAAAACCCUCAGAAUUCAGAAUAACGUGGUCCUUUCAGUUCAUCGGGACUUCGUCGAUUCCUGGGGCGUUCGCUCGUAGGAGAAGCGGUGGUGCAGGUACUUUUGUCUUUUUUUUAGUCAAUUCUAACUGUUUCUACAGGUGUCAUAGGGUGGGCAGCGAACGGCCUGCACCAGAAGCCACUUCUUCGAAAAAGUCCUCCCACUUCACGUCGUCUAGGGUGAGUUGAUGGAAGUUCUGGAUUUAUCUGUGUUCUUUUGUUCUUCAGGCAAACAGGAGCGGAUGGCAUUCUUCUGGUGAUAAAAACCGCCUUCUGAAGAAUCUAACUGACGUUUCCAUUCACAGGUCACUCGUCAACGUCGCCCUCGUCUUCUCCAGCGAUCGAUCGAGGAAGGAGGAACAACCGGAGAGGGGAUCUCGACACAGGUAUCAAAAACCCUCAGAGUUCAGAAUAACGUGGUCCUUUCAGUUCAUCGGGACUUCGUCGAUUCCUGGGGCGUUCGCUCGUAGGAGAAGCGGUGGUGCAGGUACUUUUGUCUUUUUUUUAGUCAAUUCUAACUGUUUCUACAGGUGUCAUAGGGUGGGCAGCGAACGGCCUGCACCAGAAGCCACUUCUUCGAAAAAGUCCUCCCACUUCACGUCGUCUAGGGUGAGUUGAUGGAAGUUCUGGAUUUAUCUGUGUUCUUUUGUUCUUCAGGCAAACAGGAGCGGAUGGCAUUCUUCUGGUGAUAAAAACCGCCUUCUGAAGAAUCUAACUGACGUUUCCAUUCACAGGUCACUCGUCAACGUCGCCCUCGUCUUCUCCAGCGAUCGAUCGAGGAAGGAGGAACAACCGGAGAGGGGAUCUCGACACAGGUAUCGAAAACCCUCAGAAUUCAGAAUAACGUGGUCCUUUCAGUUCUUCGGGACUUCGUCGAUUCCUGUGGCGUUCGCUCGUAGGAGAAGCGGUGGUGCCGGUACUUUUGUCUUUUUUUAGUCAAUUCUAACUGUUUCUACAGGUGUCAUAGGGUGGGUAGCGAACGGCCUGCACCAGUAGCCACUUCUCCGAAAAAGUCCUCCCACUUCACGUCGUCUAGGGUGAGUUGAUGGAAGUUCUGGAUUUAUCUGUGUUCUUUUGUUCUUCAGGCAAACAGGAGCGGAUGGCAUUCUUCUGGUGAUAAAAACCGCCUUCUGAAGAAUCUAACUGACGUUUCCAUUCACAGGUCACUCGUCAACGUCGCCCUCGUCUUCUCCAGCGAUCGAUCGAGGAAGGAGGAACAACCGGAGAGGGGAUCUCGACACAGGUAUCGAAAACCCUCAGAAUUCAGAAUAACGUGGUCCUUUCAGUUCUUCGGGACUGCGUCGAUUCCUGUGGCGUUCGCUCGUAGGAGAAGCGGUGGUGCCGGUACUUUUGUCUUUUUUUAGUCAAUUCUAACUGUUUCUACAGGUGUCAUAGGGUGGGUAGCGAACGGCCUGCACCAGUAGCCACUUCUCCGAAAAAGUCCUCCCACUUCACGUCGUCUAGGGUGAGUUGAUGGAAGUUCUGGAUUUAUCUGUGGUCUUUUGUUUUUCAGGCAAACAGGAGCGAAAGGCAUUCUUCUGGUGAUAAAAGCCGCCCUGCGAAGAUUCUAACUGACGUUUUCUUUCACAGGUCACUCGUCAACGUCGCCCUCAUCUUCUCAAGCGAUCGAUCGAGGAAGGAGGGACAACCGAAGAGGGGAUCUCGACACAGGUAUCAAAAACCCUCAGAGUUCAGAAUAACGUGGUCCUCUCAGUUCUUCGGGACUUCGUCGAUUCCUGGGGCGUUCGCUCGUAGAAGAAGCGGUGGUGCCGGUACUUUUGUCUUUUUUUAGUCAAUUCUAACUGUUUCUACAGGUGUCAUAGGGUGGGUAGCGAACGGCCUGCACCAGUAGCCACUUCUCCGAAAAAGUCCUCCCACUUCACGUCGUCUAUGGUGAGUUGAUGGAAGUUCUGGAUUUAUCUGUGUUCUUUAGUUUUUCAGGCAAACAGGAGCGGAUGGCAUUCUUCUGGUGAUAAAAAUCGCCUUCUGAAGAAUCUAACUGACGUUUCCAUUCACAGGUCACUCGUCAACGUCGCCCUCAUCUUCUCAAGCGAUCGAUCGAGGAAGGAGGGACAACCGAAGAGGGGAUCUCGACACAGGUAUCGAAAACCCUCAGAAUUCAGAAUAACGUGGUCCUUUCAGUUCUUCGGGACUGCGUCGAUUCCUGUGGCGUUCGCUCGUAGGAGAAGCGGUGGUGCAGGUAAUUUUAUCUUUUCUGAAGUCAACUUUGAAUGUUUCCACAGGUGCUAAAGGGUGGGCAGCGAACGGCCUGCACCAGAAGCCGCUUCUUCGAAAAAGUCCUCCCACUUCACGUCGUCUAGGGUGAGUUGAUGGAAGUUCUGGAUUUAUCUGUGGUCUUUUGUUUUUCAGGCAAACAGGAGCGAAAGGCAUUCUUCUGGUGAUAAAAGCGGCCCUGUGA